AAGGGGAAGUAUUCUGGUGGUUCUGCUCUGUGCAUUUAUAUUUUUCUGGUAGUUAGACUGAGGAGUUCUGAGCUCCACCUUUCUGGACUGUAUUUACCAACAUCAUAGGAAGCAGCUGGCAAUAUUUGUUGGAAUUGGCCGUGAUAGGCCACCCUUUGUUUUUAAAUCGUAUCAUUUAGUCUUCAUUGAAGAUGUUGUUGUGGCCUGUGGAAGGUGAAAUUGACCUUCAAACUACCCUCCACGUUGAGUUAGUUUUCUAGCCAGCUACUGAGUUCAUCUGCAUUCAGCAUUGCUGGUACUGGAAGCGUGCGUCAUACAGAAAGACCGCAUGAUAAUGAAAAAAGGACACGAGGCCAGAGCUGCGCUGUUUUUGAAAGGAGUGAGGGGAUAGCAAUACGCGAUAUCGUAUUUAAACAGCUGGGAAAGCUGCUGUGAUAUAUCUUGUGGCUGCUGCUCACCAAAAGACAUAAUGUUGAGCCUACAGGACUCCGUGUUUUUUGAAAUUAGCAUCAAGUCUCUCCUGAAGUCUUGGAGUAGCAGUAGUUCCUCAGCACCAGUUAGCACUGUAACCAAGCGCCGCAUUUCUCCAGGAAAUAAUCCCUGCUGGGUGAAGAAGGGUGUCACCAUGUCAAACAUCACAGUUGACCCAGAUACCAAACCUGGAGAGUAUGUUAUUAAGAGUCUGUUUGCAGAAUUUACAGUUCAAGCCGAGAAAAAGAUUGAAGUUGUUAUGGCUGAACCACUGGAGAAGCCAUUGUCCAGAUCAUUGCAAAGAGGUGAAGAUUUACAGUUUGAUCAGGUGAUUAGCUCUAUGAGCUCAGUAGCAGAACACUGCCUUCCGUCUUUACUACGCACCUUAUUUGACUGGUACAGGCGGCAGAAUGGAACAGAGGAUGAAUCCUAUGAAUAUCGGCCGAGGUCAAGUACAAAAUCAAAAGGGGAUGAACAACAUCGUGAUAGAGAUUAUUUGCUUGAACGAAGAGACUUAGCUAUAGAUUUCAUUUUUUGCUUAGUUUUGAUAGAAGUUUUAAAACAGAUUCCUCUACAUCCAGUGCCAGAUGCUUUAGUACACGAAGUUCUGAACUUGGCUUUUAAGCACUUUAAACACAGAGAAGGGUAUUCAGGACCCAACACUGGGAACAUGCAUAUUAUUGCAGAUUUGUAUGCAGAAGUGAUUGGAGUUCUUGCACAAUCGAAAUUUCAGGCUGUUAGAAAAAAGUUUAUGACUGAGUUGAAGGAACUUCGUCAUAAAGAGCAGAGUCCUCAUAUAGUGCAAAGCAUCAUCAGCUUGAUUAUGGGAAUGAAAUUCUUCCGGGUCAAAAUGUAUCCAGUGGAGGACUUUGAAGCUUCCUUUCAGUUUAUGCAGGAAUGUGCUCAGUAUUUCCAUGAAGUGAAAGAUAAAGACAUAAAACAUGCACUAGCUGGCCUCUUCGUGGAAAUUCUGAUACCUGUGGCUGCUGCUGUUAAAAAUGAAGUGAAUGUGCCAUGCCUCAAGAAUUUUGUAGAGAUGCUGUAUCAGACCACAUUUGAACUCUCAUCAAGAAAGAAACAUUCAUUGGCCCUAUACCCGUUGGUUACCUGUCUCCUGUGUGUCAGUCAAAAGCAGUUCUUUCUCAACAACUGGCACAUAUUCCUUCAGAAUUGUCUUUCUCAUUUAAAGAUGCCAUCUAACAACACUAUCAGAAAGCAAAUAGAAACAUUACAGAACAAAGAUCCCAAAAUGUCUCGGGUUGCACUGGAAUCAUUGUAUAGAUUGUUAUGGGUUUAUGUAAUCAGAAUUAAAUGUGAAAGUAACACUGUAACACAAAGUCGCCUUUUAAGUAUCGUAUCAGCACUUUUCCCCAAAGGCUCCCGCAGUGUAGUCCCACGUGAUACACCUCUGAACAUAUUUGUAAAGAUCAUCCAGUUUAUUGCUCAGGAGCGGCUUGAUUUUGCAAUGAAAGAAAUUAUAUUUGACCUGCUUUGUGUUGGAAAACCAUCAAAAACAUUUACCAUUAACCCAGAGAGGAUGAACAUAGGGUUGAGAGCAUUUCUAGUUAUUGCAGAUAGUUUGCAACAAAAAGAUGGGGAACCUCCAAUGCCAACAACGGGAGUUGUUCUUCCAUCAGGUAGUACGCUGCGAGUAAAGAAGAUCUUUUUGAACAAAACCCUCACAGAUGAAGAAGCCAAAGUGAUAGGAAUGUCAUUUUAUCACCCCCAAGUGAGGAAAGCUCUUGAUAGCAUUCUUAGACACUUGGACAAGGAAGUGGGAAGAUCUAUGAGCAUGACUAAUGUACAGAUGUCCAACAAGGAGCCUGAAGAUAUGAUCACGGGAGAAAGAAAGCCUAAGAUUGACCUUUUCCGUACUUGUGUGGCUGCUAUUCCUAGGCUCAUUCCAGAUGGCAUGAGCAGGGCAGAACUUGUUGAACUUCUGGCAAGACUCACCAUACACAUGGAUGAAGAACUUCGUGGUCUGGCAUUCACUACCCUACAGGCUUUAAUGGUUGACUUUCCUGACUGGAGGGAGGAUGUUCUUUCGGGGUUUGUGUCAUUCAUUGUCCGAGAAGUAAAUGAUGUCCAUCCAACGCUCCUUGAUAACUCUGUCAAGAUGCUAGUACAGUUAAUAAAUCAUUGGAAACAAGCAGUUCAAUCUCACGUGAAAGGUCAUGAUCUGCAGCGUGCUGUUCCCAAUGGAGCUGCCCACACACUUCCACUGGAACGGAGCCCUUAUUCCUCUGUCUUCCAUGCAGUGGAGGGUUUUGCUUUAGUGGUUCUCUGCAGCUGUCGGCCAGCCACUAGGAGACUAGCUGUCAACGUUCUCAGAGAAAUUAGAAGUUUGUUCACAGCUUUAGGUCUUUCAAAGGGUGAUGAAGAGCUGGCAAUUGAUGUUAUGGAUCGAUUAAGCCCUUCCAUCUUGGAAAGCUUUAUCCACCUCACUGGAGCAGACCAGACGAACUUGCUGUUUUGUCCCAGUGGGAUAGACCUCCAGACUCUGGCAGAAUGGAGUUCCUCUCCCAUCAGUCAUCAGUUUGAUGUGGUCAGUCCUUCACACAUUUGGAUAUUUGCACAUGUGACACAGGGUCUGGACCCUUGGGUUAUCAGCUUAUCAAGCUUCCUCAAGCAAGAAAAUUUGCCCAAACAUUGUCCCUCAGCACUGAGUUUUGCAUGGAUGUAUUCAUAUACUCGUCUACAGAUGCUUUCUCCACAAGUAGAUAUAAACAGUCCUAUAAAUGCCAAGAAGGUGAGCACCACAAUUGGCAAUGAUUCGUACAUUGGGCUUUGGAGAAAUUACCUUAUUCUUUGCUGCAGUGCAGCAACAUGUAACAUGACUCCUUCUGGGUCAGUGCGCUGCUCCCCUCCAGAGACGCUGGCGUCUACACCAGAUAGUGGAUAUAGUUUGGAUUCUAAAGUAAUUGGCAUUCCGUCCCCAUCCUCAUUGUUCAAGUUUAUAGUACCAAUGAUGCGCUCUGAGAGCAUGGAAAUUACAGAAUCUCUGGUGCUGGGGCUUGGCAGGACCAACCCUGUAGCAUUUAGGGAUUUGAUAGAAGAACUUCACCCCAUUAUUAAAGAAGCACUUGAAAGAAGACCAGAGAAUAUGAAACGACGCAGGCGUCGAGACAUUUUGCGAGUGCAACUCGUAAGGAUCUUUGAACUACUGGCAGAUGCUGGUGUAAUUAGUCACAGUGGAAGUGGAGGCCUUGAUAAUGAAUUACAUUCCCUCAAUAAUACUUUGUUGGAGUAUGUUGAUUUAACUCGGCAGCUACUUGAAGCUGAGAAUGAUAAGGAUUCUGACACAUUAAAGGAUAUCCGAUGCCAUUUCAGUGCCUUAGUGGCAAAUAUCAUUCAAAAUGUUCCAGUGCACCAACGCAGGUCUAUCUUUCCACAGCAGAGCCUACGUCACAGUCUAUUCAUGUUGUUCAGCCACUGGGCUGGUCCCUUUAGCAUAAUGUUUACUCCCCUGGACAGGUACAGUGAUAGGAACAUGCAAAUUAACCGACACCAGUACUCUGCAUUAAAGGCAAUGUCAGCUGUACUAUGUUGUGGACCUGUGUCAGAUAAUGUCGGUUUGUCUUCUGAUGGCUACCUGUAUAAGUGGUUGGAUAAUAUUCUGGAUUCCCAGGAAAAAAAGGUUCAUCAGUUAGGUUGUGAAGCGGUAAUGCUCUUAUUGGAGUUGAAUCCAGAACAGAGUAAUCUGAUGUACUGGGCUGUAGAUCGAUGUUAUACAGGUUCAAGACGUGUGGCAGCUGGAUGCUUCAAAGCAAUAACCAAUGUAUUCCAUAACAGGGAUUACCAAUUUGACACAGUGACCCUGCUAAACCUGAUACUUUUCAAAGCAGCUGAUUCAUCCAGAGAGAUCUAUGAAAUUGCCAUGCAACUGCUGCAGAUCUUGGAGCCCAAGCUAUUUCGCUAUGCCCACAAGCUGGAAGUACAACGAACUGAUGGAAUAUUAAAUCACCCUUCUCCAUUACCACAUCUGUACUCUGUUUCCUACUAUCAGUUAUCAGAGGAAUUGGCAAGGACUUACCCAGAGCUUACGAUCUCAGUCUUCUCAGAAGUCAGUCACAGAAUCCAAACAGCACACCCUGCUGGUCGGCAAGUAAUGUUGCACUACCUUCUGCCCUGGAUGAAUAACAUUGAAUUGGUAGAUUUCAAACCCUUGCCUUCCGCAAAGACUAUGGAUGAAGCUGACGCAGUUUACAUGAAAGACAGGGAAAUGAUGACUAACAGCAGGCGCUGGCUGAAAGGGGAAGGUUGGGGAUCUCCACAAGCUACUAUCAUGGUGCUAAAUAACCUGAUGUAUAUGACAGCAAAAUAUGGUGAUGAGCUGGCAUGGUCAGAGAUAGAGAAUGUGUGGACAACACUGGCAGACAGCUGGCCCAAAAACCUGAAAAUAAUUCUGCACUUCCUUAUCAGCAUGUGUGGUGUGACAAGUGAGCCCAGCCUUUUGCCUUAUAUCAAAAAAGUAGUUGUCUAUCUGGGGAGAGAUAAAACAAUGCAGUUGUUAGAGGAGCUGGUUGAAGAACUGCAGCUGACAGAUCCAGUCAGCUCAGUGGUAAUUCACAUGGAUAACCCACCCUACUAUCGCAUCACCUCUAGCCACAAGAUCCCGUCUGUCACCUCAGGAACCACUUCCAGUAGCAAUACAAUGGUGGCUGGACAUGAUGGUCAUCAGGACAGUAAAUUAGCGAAGGAUCCUACGAUUGAAGAAAAUUAUGGACACCUUGACAUCUAUGGUGGACUCAAUGGUAACCUAAACCGGCAGCAUCACCGGCUAGAAUCUCGAUACAGCAGCAGCUCUGGGGGAUCCUAUGAAGAGGAGAAGAGUGAUUCCAUGCCAAUGUAUGCAAACUGGAGACUGAAAGUGAUGGAAUUCAACAAAGCAGAACCAUUGCCGUUUCCUCCCUCAGGUGGAAGCUGGUCACCACUGGCUGAUUAUUUGCCGGAGACUGGUAACCCAGGUGUACCCUUACAGAGGUGCAACAUAGCUGUUAUCCUUCUGACAGAUCUUAUAGUUGAUCAUAGUGUAAAGGUGGAAUGGGGAAACUAUAUGCAUCUUUUGCUUCAUGCAAUAUUUAUAGGAUUUGAUCACCAGCAUCCUGAAGUUUAUGAACAUUGUAAGCGAUUGCUUUUGCACUUGCUUAUAGUAAUGGCUUAUAAUAGUAACGUUCAAGCUAUGGCCUCCGUUCUCCUUAGAAACAGGGAUUUCACUGAACCUAAGGUGCUUACUGUCAAACCAACCACUCAAGUAGAGUACAGUUUUACAGCAGGGGGCAGUGAAUUUGCACCAGACUACCAGCCUUCGCCAAUGACUGACUCAGGACUCAGCUCAAGCUCUACCUCUUCUAGCAUCAGCUUGGGAACUACCAGUGCUGCCAUUCCCCAGCUUACUCCCACCAUUUUAAAUGAGGUGGAUAUUCCCGCAGAUCAAGAUGAGAAGGUGAAAGCACUCAUUGAAUUUAUAACAACAAGAAAACGAGGGCCACUUUGGAAUCAUGAAGAUGUCUCUCCAAAGAACCCCAACAUAAAAACUGCUGAACAGUUAACUGUGUUUUUAAAACACGUAAUGUCCAUAUUCAAGCAAUCUAGAUCAGGUUUUCAGCUGGAGCAACUCCUCAGUGAAGUGGCCUUGCAGACAGCACUUUCAUGUUCAAACAGGCAUUAUGCUGGAAGAUCCUUCCAGAUUUUCAGAGCUCUAAAACAACCGUUGACUGUAUCCACACUCUCUGAUGUAUUGUCAAGACUUAUUGAAACUGUUGGUGAUGCAGGCGAAGAGGCUCAGGGUUUUGUUAUAGAACUACUGCUCACUCUUGAGUCUGCCAUUGACACAUUAGCAGACACAAUAAAGCAUUAUGACCUGCUUUCUGCACUUUCUCACACACAUUUGACUGAUCCGUUAAUCGGCACCAAGUUGGCAGCUAACAGGAAAAGCACUGGACAACUAAAUCUAAGCACAAGCCCACUCAACACCAGUGGUUUCCUAACUCACUAUAGUUGCCAUGCAAGAAGUAACUCCUUGCGAGCUAGUCUGCUGGGAGACAGGCGUUGUGACAGACGUCGAAGUAAUACACUGGAUAUUUUGGAUGGGAGGGUGAACUAUGGUAACUUAGCAAGGACUCGAAGCCUAUCCUCUCUUAGAGAGGGAGAAUUGCCUGACCAGCAUCCAACUACUGACCCGAGUAGCCUGAUGGCCACCAUUUUCUGGAUAGCUGCAGCCCUACUGGAGUCAGACUAUGAGUAUGAGUACCUUUUGGCACUAAAAUUGCUGAACAAAUUACUCACACAUUUGCCUCUGGAUAAAUCAGAGAGUCGGGAGAAGAUUGAAAAAGUACAGAGCAAACUAAAGUGGACCAACUUUCCUGGACUUCAACAGUUAUUCCUGAAGGGCUUUACCUCAGCUUCCACGCAAGAGAUGACAGUUCAUCUUCUGAGCAAACUAAUUUCCAUCUCUAGACACACUCUGGUGGAUCCAGCUCAGGUGGCAGGGUUCCCAUUAAAUAUUCUGUGCCUGCUACCUCAUUUAAUUCAACAUUUUGAUAACCCUACCCAAUUCUGCAAGGAGACUGCUGACAGAAUAGCGAAGGUUUGUGCAGAAGAAAAAACAGCCACACUUUCUAACCUGGCUCAUAUGAUGAUCCUUUAUAGCACACAUAGUUAUUCACGAGAUUGUGCCAAUUGGAUUAAUGUGGUUUGCCGAUACCUUCAUGAUGCUUUCUCUGAUAUCACUCUUAACCUGGUCACUUAUUUAGCUGAGUUAUUAGAAAAGGGCCUAACGAGCAUGCAGCAGUCAUUAUUACAAAUUAUAUAUAGCCUUUUGAGUCAUAUUGAUUUGUCUGGAGCACCAGUAAAACAAUUUAAUUUGGAAAUAAUGAAGAUCAUUGGAAAAUAUGUGCAGAGUCCAUACUGGAAGGAAGCACUUAACAUUCUGAAAUUGGUAGUGUCUCGAUCAGCUAGUCUUGUUGUACCAGAUGAGGCACAUAGAACAAAUUAUGGAGUUGAUUCAUCUUCAUCUCCUGAAAUUUCCUUCACAAAAAUUUGGAACAAUGCUUCAAAGGAACUGCCUGGAAGGACUCUAGAUUUCCAUUUUGAUAUCACUGAGACACCAAUUAUAGGACAGAAAUAUGGUGAUCAGCACAGCGCUGCAUGCAGAAAUGGAAAACCAAAAGUCAUUGCUGUCACUCGAAGCACUUCUUCCACAUCAUCAGGAUCCAACUCAAAUGCCUUAGUGCCAGUCAGCUGGAAGAGGCCACAACUGUCCCAGAGAAGAACAAGAGAGAAAUUAAUGAAUGUCCUUUCACUUUGUGGCCAAGAAGUUGGUCUCCCAAAGAACCCAUCGGUUGUAUUUUCAUCCAGUGAAGACCUAGAUAUUUCAGAACAGCAGACAAGUUUAAUUUCCACAACUGAAGAUCCAAUAAGAGAGGAGGAAGUGCCAGUCGAGGAUGCUAAUAGUGAACAACAAUUUGGAGUGUUGAAGGAUUUUGAUUUCUUGGAUGUUGAAUUGGAAGAUGCAGAGGGUGAAAGCAUGGACAAUUUUAACUGGGGUGUGCGGAGACGCUCCUUGGAAAGCAUUGAGAAGGGAGAUACACCAUCGCUCCAAGAUUUCCAUACUUCAGGAAGUACACCCAGUUUAAAUUUAACCAAUCAGGAGGACACUGAUGAGUCAUCCGAGGAGGAGGUAUUGACUGUUAGUCAAAUAUUAACCCGCACACAAAUGCUAAACUGUGAUUCAACAACAUGUGAUACUGAACCAAAUCAUGUCGAUUCCCUGUUGCAACCAAGAGACGCAGCAGCCAGUGUGGUGUCUGAAGAAGCACCACUGCCUAGAGCUGAGACCCCAAAUUUAGAGACUCUUCUUCCAGAUAGCGCUAACAACCAGCUGCCUGAGGAUGUCACUGUGGCUGUGAAGGAUGAACUGGCCAACAGUGUUAAUGAAGACACAGGUUCAGACAUCAACCUUGAAUCCCAGAGGUUUCAGGAGUUACUUGCUCCAGGGAGUUCACCAGAGUCCAUCUGUGAAGAGGAUGUCACGCUUGCUCUUAAAGAGCUAGAUGAAAGAUGUGAAGAGGAGGAGGCAGAUCUUUCAGGACAUUCAAGUCAAGAUGAGGGAGACCAGGAAGGAUAUCCAGAGAUUCAAACCUCACCACCACCAUCACCCUUUCUGUCUGCUAUCUUGUCUGCUUUCCAACCAGUGGCUUAUGAGGAUGAGGAGGAAGCCUGGCGUUGUCAUGUCAACCAGAUGCUGUCAGACACAGAUGGAUCAUGUGCUGUGCAUACAUUUCAUGUGUUUUCUAGAUUGUUUCAGAACAUACAGAAAAAAUUCUGUGCCAUAACUCAUGAUUCCGUCAGUCAUUUGGGAGACAGCCUGCAAAGGAUAGGGUCAAAAUUCAAGAGUUCUUUGGAAGUAAUGAUGAUGUGUUCGGAUUGCCCCACUGUCUUUGUGGAUGCCGAAACUCUUGUCUCAUGUGGAUUGUUAGAGAUAUUAAAGUUUAGUGUGUUAGAGCUACAGGAACAUUUGGAUACCUACAAUGCCAAAAGGGAGGGAGCUGAGCAGUGGCUGGAAAACUGUAAAAGGACUUUUGGUGCAGGGGAUAAUCUCCAAAGAACCAAUAGAGGUGCACAGGAGCUGGAGUUAUGUCGAAGGCUAUACAAACUUCACUUCCAACUAUUACUUCUGUAUCAAGCCUACUGCAAACUUAUAAAUCAAGUGGACAUGAUCAAGAAAGAGGCUGAGGUGAUAAAUAUGUCUGAGGAAUUAGCUUUGCUGGAAGCAAGUCUGAAAGAGGCAGAAGGUAUAAGUGAUGAAGUUGAAGUCCCUGAAACCUUGCAAACAUGCACAGAGACUGCCAUUCAAUCGCUCAUUGAAUCUUUGAGAAAUAAGGAGUUUCCUUCUGCACUUGCUCAAGUCAAAGCAUUCAGAUCUGUAUGGCCCAAUGAUAUUUUCGGAAAUGGGGAAGAUGAUCCAAUACAAACCCUCCUACAUAUUUAUUUUCGCCAUCAGACAUUGGGCCAAACUGGCAGCUUUGCUGUGGUAGGGUCAAACCAGGAUUUAUCCAAAGUCUGCUCUAAACUGAUGGAGUUGAAUCUACAAAUUCGUGAAUCUCUGCGAACUGUGCAGUCAUACCAACUUCUGGCAAAGUCAACACCUGUGGCUGAUGUUCAGAGUACUGGAUUUUAAUUUACAGCAGUAACUCAAUAUUUACACAUUGCAUUAAGAUACAGUAUGAAUAUUAACCAUAUCCUCUCCCUCCCGUCAGCUUCAAUUUGUUUUGAACACUCACCAGGUUGCAUCUAUUUAUAGAAAUAGUCAGACAUAUAAAGAACCAGGUUGUUAAAUGGGAUAAGAAAAACUAGUGAGCAGUACCUGCACACAAUUAACAACAGUAUGGGCAAGCACUCCAGUUGCACAAAAUAAGGUUUGACAGUGCAAUUAUUAAGUCAUGGUAUAUUGCACUAGUACUGUAGCCAUUACUGAAAGAAAAAGGCAUGGAAGGGCACAUAAUCUUCUUUUUCUGAAGACAAGCCAGCUCCCAAGUAAUAAUGUAUAAUAGUAACAUUCAGGCGCUCUGCGGCAGGUGGAAUGAUGCUAAAAAUCAGCUAGGAAAUGGCUUUAGGCUGAAUAACCUGCAAGGCUUCAAAGCAACACAUUGGCAAUGUCAGUUUUCAGUGUCGGGACAAAAACGGGUUAAACCCCUUGGACAAAAUUUCAUACCACUAUCCCUGUGGUAAAAGAUUAUAUACAAGAGGUUAACUUGAUUUGACAUUGACUGCAGGCUUUAGCAUAAAGUGUUAAUAGUUCAUAAGAUCUCUCAGAGCAUGUCUGGAAACAUUUUUUAAGAAAUUUAUUUUGUAUUAGAGUUAAUAUGAUCCAUGGUAUGCUGUAGAAAAUCUUAUAGAAAGUUGGGAUACCAAACUGAGUUUUACUCAGCAAUGUAAAACUAAUACUGCAAACUGUUAUUUUGUUUACUGUUCAGUGGACAUUAGAUGUUCCCUGCUCAGUAAUUACUGUAUGUUACAAAUACUGAUGGUAUAUAACCAAAAAUGCGCCUGGGACUUAACAAAGUGGCAGCAAAAAGUGCCACAUUCUAGCCAUUUUCAUUAGGAGAACUCACCUAAGUUAUUCUACUCUGUAAAUAUUUUAGACUUGUAUAGUGUAAAAAAAGUAUUUCCUUGUAUAUUUGUGCAUUGCACUGUUGAGAAUAGGUGUAUAAAACUAAUGCAAAACAAAAUACUUAAGUACUGGUAAUGAGUCUUUAUCUGCUGCCUCUCCAGUCUGAAUUUAGAUAAACCUGAGAGCAAAUAAUAUUCUGUCUACUCAUCUGUCUCCCGUGGAUUUUGAACUUCGGGACCAUCUUUUGCUGCAUUAUUGGGAAAGACAAAGACUGAAUACACAACAUUAGUGAUACUCGAGGAAGAAUGCUGAAACUUUCCAGCUUUUGAAAUAAAUGAGAUUGUUCACAGCAGUGGCUUUCUUGGGGGGAAGAAAUUGAAUGUAAUUUCACCCAUUGAUGGUGUGCUGCCUCUGUUUGCUGGGAAUGACCCUGCUUAUUAUAUGCAUCUAUCCUAUCCACUGUGAUUUUUAUUGGACUCCAACUCGUGGAGCAUAGAAUGUACUGUUCAAUUUUGGCUUUUUGCCUUCUGAGAAAGUGAACUGUAGACCAGGCAUACUUGUAAUGAAUUGUAUGAGUUUAAAGGCACUGUGCAUGCUAUCAGACUGCAAACAGUAGUUAAUAUAAUUUAAGGCUCUGUAACCAGUCAUAGCAAAUUAACAAAUCACUGUAAUCAUUCUUCAACAAUGAUAAAUUAUUUUGUUGGCGG
Molecule: messenger RNA, 11292 nt
Organism: Hypanus sabinus (Atlantic stingray)
Lineage: Eukaryota; Metazoa; Chordata; Chondrichthyes; Myliobatiformes; Dasyatidae
Gene: fryl
Product: furry homolog, like
Exons: 62
Coding region: 470-9652 (3060 amino acids)
Biological process (GO): neuron projection development; cell morphogenesis
Cellular component (GO): cell cortex; site of polarized growth
Source: RefSeq, a predicted model, not a curated record